CUUUUCCCACAAAGAAGAAAAGCAUAUAAAGGGUCUCGAUGGGUGACUUACAUUCCGUGUGUUGUACAUGUGUAGCAUUGCCGAUCGCCUUCAUUCUUUGUCGGACCAGUCGUGUUCACAUGCAGAAUAAUGUCAGUUGUUUCUCAUUUAUUCACACCGAUACCAAUAGUCUCAUGACGUUAGAGGAUACCUGUUUUGAAAUCAUCAAUAACACAACAAACACUAUGUAUACAGGUAUAUUCCUAUCCGUGGGGAAGUCUUCAUGCAAAUAUCACGACAUACAAUUGGAAGAAAUGAAAAAGUAUAUUGUUCAGGAUUCUCACCAUCGGCCAUUGUGUAGAACAGUGAUGACAAUGUCCAUCGAUACAACACAAUGCACAGAAACCAUUGCAAGAAUACAACAUUUCUGCAAAGAACCAAAAUCAAUUUAUUUUCAAGAUUGUUUUCCUGUCAACUGUCCAAGUACCAAUAAGAACAAAAUGAAUGAGAGUGAAGCGAUAGUUAUGUCCGGAUUUCCCAAACCAAAGAUGGGCAAUAUUGGACACGGUGUUUACGAAAUUCCCGCAUCUCAUUGCAACAUGAAACAAUGUAAACUAAACAACUGCUCUACUGCCGAAAUAAAGAAAUGGAUUCCAAAGAAUGGUACUGGUCAGUGAAUAUUAGCAUACAUUUUUUUUAAGUGGUCGUAAAGGUUGGAAAUACAUUUUAAGCGUUUUAUAAGCCUUGCCCUUAGGAACUUAGCCAUGGGAGUAGGGCUACAUCUACCUAUCAAAAUAUUUUUAAAAAUUGACACUUUAACUACUAAAUUAGAUAUAAAACAGUUGACGUGGUAUUUUUUAAAAAGGAAAUUAAGUGAAAUGACAUUAUUUUGAAAAAUAAAAUCCCAGCAUAUAAAUACGUAUUGUCAUUAAAGUUUGACUUCUAUCGAAUAGUAUAAUGAACCACAUCUAGUCAGGAAAUCUACAAAUAAGGGCACUUUCAUCUGCAUGCAACAAAAUCAACAGAGCCACAAGAGAGGCUAUCCUUUGUGAUUGAUAUACCGCUAUACCAUCCAGUGCCUUCAAUUUCCGGUAUAAACAGUUAUGAGUUUUUGACCUUUCUUGAAUGAUGUGAUAAUUACAAGGAUGACUAAUUUGUUCUAUUAUUAAUCAAAAGGGGUUAUAUGGCUUUGUGAUUCUUUUAAUCGGUAUUGACAGUUUUCCUAGAACGUAACAAACUCAUUUAAGAUACCAUGUCAUUGCUAUAAAUAACUUUAUUGAAAGUAUGCCAAUUAGAAAUAUAACAUCUCUCUUUUACUCUAGUAACACUCCCUUUUAAAUUACCAAUAAAAAAUUAUUAAUGAAAUUCGCGGAGGAGAUAUAGAUAAUUUUUUAACUUUAUCUUGUCAGUAUCUCAAGUUACUGCUUACCUUUGUUCUCAAUUUGAUCUUUCUUGUCAAUGUAAAUAGUACACGUUAUUUUUUAGGGGGAACUAAGUACCGGAUUUCCUCAAAAAUAUGUAACACUGUAUACUGCUUGUAACAGGGAUCUGAUAUUGGAAAUACUUACGGACAUUUGUAUUUCGCUGCAAGUGUUAUGCUCUCUGAAAUUCACAGUUGCUUGUUAGGAUAUUGAUAGAAUUGAUUCUUAAUUCUCUUUUACUUAGUAGUAUCAAGUAUAAAUAACACAGAACCAUCAAGACGUGUACACUUUUCGCUAUUGGAAGUGCGGGUGGGGGACUGUUGGUUGGAAUUUUAUCCACAUCCAUUACAUGCCUCUUUGUGAAGAAGUGUAAAGGACACUACAGAAAUGUGGACGAUGUAUCCAUUUCCACUCAAAAUGUGAUAUACAAUUAAGAGCAUUGAUGUUUUGCAAUUGUGCUGUUAAUUUACAACGUUAUAUAAAUGUUCACGAUAUAAAAUAUCGACAGAUUCGCGCAUGAGCAAGUCUUUAUGCCUGUAAACCGUAUGGUUUUGUGUUGAUAAACUGAACUGAACCUAACUUAAUAUACCAGCGUAUCAGGCACGUAGAACCAGGGUGCUGACCCUUCACUUUUUUGACAUCUUUCGUUUCUUUUAUUUUUCAUAUGCAAAGUAAGUUAUUUUCACAUGUGAAAUAAGAUUAAUUGGCGGAUUGGCCCCCAUCCCAUUCCUUUAGUGGUAGCACAUAAUGGUAAGCAUGUAUUAAGGAAUGAACUGAAGGACGAACGGAGCCCCCAACCUCCAGUGUAGGAGUAUGAAGUUUGGACAAAAAAAAAGCAUUUUUAGGUUCCUUGUCUGCCUGUCAACAAUUGUAGCAGACAAUUUUCCGACUGUCCAUACACUUUGAUUGAUCGAUUGAUUGAAUAUUGUUUAACGUCCCUUUCGAGACAUUACACUCAUAUGGAGACAUCACCACUGCCGGUGAUGGGCUGUAAAAUUUCGGCCUAUGCUCGGCGCCUAUGGCCAUUGAGCAGGGGGAUCUUUAUCGUGUCACACCUGCUGUGACACGGGACCUCGGUUUUUGCGGUCUCAUCCGAAGGACCGCCCCAUUUAGUCGCCUCUUACGACAAGCAAGGGAUACUGAGGACCUACUCUAACCCGGAUCCCUUCGGGAUCCCUACACUUUGAAAACCAAUGCUACGUGUUUGCGUACUAUUCUAAAUCUUUCCAAAAUAAUCACUCAGCAAUUUGAAUAAAAUUGUUUUAGAAAUUGGCAGUCGCCAUGUAUAAAUUGAAUGGUGACCGCCAGAUAAUUCAAGUUGCAGCCGCCACAUGAAUGAAGUUGAGACGGCCAGUUAAAUGAAUAUUCUAUACCCUGGUGUCUAUCGGCUUCCGUAUAUAACAUUGGAAUACUUAUAUUAAUUCAACAUUUGGCGUUUUGGAAAAUAACUUUACUACCUAGAAAUGUUUUUUCCCUCACAAAUACAGGAAAUAGACAUAAACAAAAAGUCUCCUCCAUGACAAAAACCCGGUUGUAGUUAUUAUGAUGAAAGUCAUUACCAGGAAAUCCAAAUGAAAGAAGAACCACUUCAAUGAACUAUUUUUGUCAGUGUUUGAAAAUAUUGACAUGAUUUUCAUCUACCACUCGGUUGAUAAACCAUUAACAGUUUCAAUGUAAGAGUAAAUUUUUAUCAAUGUUAUCCAUGGAGAAGAUCUCCUCUGUGUACUGUGUGUUGUUGCUGAUAGUCUUCAUUGUCUGUCAGGCGAGUCCUGUUCACACGCAGAAGAAUGUAAGUUGUUUCUCAUUUAUUCAUACCAAUAAAAAUAGUCCCAUGACGUUAGAGGAUACUUGUUUUGAAAUCAUCGACAACAGAGUAAACACUAUGUAUACAGGUAUAUUCUUCUUUGUGAGCAAUUCUUCAUGCAAAUAUCACAACAUGCAAUUGGAAGAAAUUAGAAAGUAUAUUAUCCACGAUGACCACAAGCGGCCAUUGUGUAGAACAACGAUGACAAUGUCCAUCGAUAUAACACAAUGCACAAAAACCAUUGCGAUGUUACAACAUUCCUGCAAAGAAUCAAAUAAAUCAAUUUAUUUUCAAAAUUGUUUGCCUGUCAACUGUCCAAGUACCAAUGAGAACACAAUUAAUGAGACUGAAGCGAUAAUUAUGUCCAAAUUUCCCAAACCAAAGAUGGGCAAUAUUGGACAAGGUGUUUACGAAAUUCCUACAUCUGAUUGCAACAUGAAACAAUGUAAACUUGACAACUGCUUUACUGAAGAAAUGAAGAAAAGGAUUCCGAAGAAUGGUACUGAAUCAAGAAUAAAUAACACAGAAACAUCAAGACUAUUUAAGACGUGUACACUUUUCGCCAUUGGAAGUGCGGGUGGCGGACUGUUGGUUGGAAUUUUAUCCACAUCCAUUGCAUGCCUCCUUGUGAAGAAGUGUAAAGGACACUGCAGAAAUGUGGACGAUGUAUCCGUUUCCACUCAAAAUGUUCUCCUAUUAACUGAGACGGAACGGAAAUCAUCGAUUCACUCAAAAGAGGGAGAACCUGUGUAUCAUGACAUCACCAACAUCCCGGGUCACUUAAAAGCUAAAGCUAUUGUACAUAGCGUCAGCAAUGCAUUAUCUGACGAUCAUCCUGAGCAGCGUUAUAGUGAAAGUCCAAAAAGUAGUUCAAGUGUGUAAGAGAACGGUAGUAUAUCAUCACAACUAUCACCAAAGAAUGCGGAAAGGGGAUCUAAAGAAUCAGUGAAUGGUGAAAACUCUCAGGUUUAUCACACCUUGAACAGGGAUUAUAAGGACAAUUCUAUGAAUCUGGACCUUUUCAGUUGUGUAAUGAAAGUUGAGAAAGAUCCCGAAAGCUAUAAGACGUUAGAAACAGUUCUGGAUACUAAGAGUAAACACUAUUCAACAUACGAAAGUCCUGUCCAAAUGAGUAAAAUCAAAAGAAUUCAAAAUGAAAAAGCUGAAUCAAUUGAUUUGUUUGAUGAAAGAGUGGAGAAAUUGCAAGAAGUAAAAAUCAUUUUAGAAGAUUCACCCCAGGUGUACCACACUCUUCAGAAGGAGGAGGGUUGUGAUGCCGAGAAAAUGGUCACGUACACAGACAGCGAUCACGACAUUCAUGAUCAGUCAAAUGAUUCAAAUAGUACUGUUUCUCAAAUGCAAUUUCAAUAACGUCUGUUACGAACCAGACAAAUCCUCUCACUGAUUUAUUAUGCCGUCUGAGAUUACAAGAAUUCAUUCAUCCAUGAAAAUUGUGUAAUGUAUCACAUGUACCACAAAUGUGAUACAAUACACGAUUUUCUUGUAUUAGUAAAUUUUGGCAGCAAAAAUAUCAGUAAUUAUCAGCAUUCACAACACAAUAACAGUGAUUAUUAACAAUUAUCAGCAAAAAAUGACACUGUCCGUACAUUUUCCAUCCAGCAGUGUAAAUGGAUACACAGGGAUUCAUGGACACUACUACAGAAGUAAAUGCAAUUUGUAUUUCAUUUAUCUUUUAUUUGAUUUUGUUUUGUUGAUGCUCAAUCUUUAAUGUACAAUAUUGGUUAUAUAUGUCUUUAUAUUUUGACAAUGCAUUAAACAUUGUAUCCCA
This is a messenger RNA of Ostrea edulis (European flat oyster), 4993 nucleotides long. RefSeq lists its product as uncharacterized. The transcript is spliced from 15 exons. The record is from RefSeq and is a predicted model, not a curated record. Lineage: Eukaryota; Metazoa; Mollusca; Bivalvia; Ostreida; Ostreidae. Bases 3094 to 4086 code for a protein of 330 amino acids.